AUGGGCGUUUCAAAUCCUUUUUUUUGGAGACACUGUCUGUUUACCUCUUUCCUCAAAUUGCGAAGACAACGAGUAAGGCAAAUAGAAUGCAAAAACCCAAUACCAGAAGAGCUGCUACAAUACAAAUUGCCAGGCGACUAUAUACCUGGUACGGAUCAAAUUAGCAAAUUCGUGGCUAAGAAUCAGUUUACUAUCGACCUGAUCACCACCUCGCUUCUGAGCGUUCCUGCAGGCACCUACACGACCGGUGACAGCAUGUUUAUCGAUGGUACAGAGUGUGACACUUUCUAUUUGCCUCGUUCAACAGAACUUGUCAACUUAUCUUUUUUGUUUGUAGGGAGUUUUGUGCUAAAGAGGGUUGUGGAAAUACAGCACACGAUGACACAUGUGUUUAUGUGCCGAGCCGUCCAGUACUGCCUGAAUGUGUACAGGCGUUUCCACAUCUUCCCAAUCCUACUCAUCGUCUGUACCUCAAAAACGGAAUCCAAAGCCCUCGGGGAACUCUUCAAACCUAUCCAAAACAAGUCUUACCUCCUGGAAACACCUUGCUGCCACUUUGCAACUAAUUGCUUCAUGCUGACCAAACAGAGUAUCAAUCCUUUCAUCGACAAUCUUGAUAUAAAUGCAUUGGACCCUUUGGUUGCCUUUGCCCAUUUUUUGACGUCUGGUCAGCAAAGCAUCAUCAGCAUUGACCGAUGGGACGACCCAACUGUCACAAAAUUGUACUUGGUCGCUAUGGAAAUGGUCAAAAAGGACAGGGAGGCAGAGAAUGACAAAGUGGAAGCCUUACAAACGAUUUGUCAAGCAACACAAAUUCAAUUUGAGAAAAUAUUAUCGACCAUUUUCGACAACCCCAAGCAAGCGCAAAGAUACGCAGAUGCAGGGCGACAUUAUAGCGCGAGUCUCAAAAGGAAGUACGAUGCAAUGAAACAGGGAUCAAGCAACACACCGCCAGAAGCAACAACACCAAUGGAGCUUUCUAAAGUCUUUGAUGGUGCUUCUUGUUCUACAAAUUUCAAAAAUGAAAAGUUGGUUGUAUUUGUCAAUACUUGGAAACAAAAUAACAAUGGUCGAAUGAAUUGGUCUGCCUGUUGGGAAGAAGGAAAGAAGAAGGGCCUGUUCACAGAGUACUCGAAUAGCCAUAGUUUGAAGAAUAUAUACCACAAAAUGAAAAACGAUUCCUAA
Molecule: messenger RNA, 1185 nt
Organism: Phycomyces blakesleeanus NRRL 1555(-)
Lineage: Eukaryota; Fungi; Mucoromycota; Mucoromycetes; Mucorales; Phycomycetaceae
Exons: 3
Coding region: 1-1185 (394 amino acids)
Source: RefSeq, a predicted model, not a curated record